Gracilinanus agilis (Agile Gracile Mouse Opossum) is the source of this 1146-nucleotide messenger RNA. Its product is annotated as V-type proton ATPase subunit C 1-like. Gene Ontology annotation, biological process: proton transmembrane transport. The record is from RefSeq and is a predicted model, not a curated record. The transcript has a single exon. Bases 1 to 1146 code for a protein of 381 amino acids. NCBI's taxonomy places the organism in Eukaryota, Metazoa, Chordata, Mammalia, Didelphimorphia, Didelphidae. Gene Ontology annotation, molecular function: proton-transporting ATPase activity, rotational mechanism. Gene Ontology annotation, cellular component: lysosomal membrane; vacuolar proton-transporting V-type ATPase, V1 domain.
AUGACCGAAUUCUGGCUCAUUUCAGCUCCCGCGGAGAAAACAUGCCAGGAAACAUGGGAGAGACUACAGGCAGCAACACUCCCAUCUAAUCUCUCUUCUAAUGUAAAGUUCAACAUUCCCCAAUUAAAGGUUGGGAUACUGGAUGUUUUAGUUGAAUUAUCAGAUGACCUGAAGGUUCUGGAUGAAUUCGUGGCUAAGCUUCACACGAACAUAGCCACCUAUGUCUCCUCAUUACUGCUAGGCGAUGUCAGAGACAAAAUUGGUGAAAUUCUGUUGGCUAAGGAAAAUGACAUCAUUACAUAUAUAACAAACUUCCAAUGGGAUCUGGCCAAGUUUCCAAUCACAGAGUCCAUGAGGGUUCUUUAUGAAAUGAUUAAAAAAGAAGUACACCAAAUUGACAAUGACUUCAAUAGCAGAACAGCUACCUAUGAGAAGCUGAAAGAGAAUGUAAAUACUAUGGAAAAAAAACAAGAAGGAGGUUUUUUAACUAAAAGUCUAGCACAGAUUGUAAAGAAAGAGGACUUUGUCCUUGAUUCGGAAUAUCUCGUCACCAUAUUGGUGGUAGUUUCAAAGGCGAACUACGAGGAGUGGGUUAAGCACUAUGAAACAUUGAGUGAUUUUGUAGUCCCGAGGUCUAGCCGCAUUAUCUCACAGGACUCUGAUAAUUACCUGUGCAAUGUUACCUUGUUUAAAAAGGUAGUGAAUUAUUUCACAACCAAAGCCAAAGAAAGGAAUUUCUUUGUCCGUGAAUUUUCUUAUGAUGAAGAAAGGAUGAAAAAAGAAACGGAAGCGCUCUCCACUGCAAUCUUUGAAAAGAAGAAGUAUUUUGGACCGCUAUUUCGGUGGCUGCAACUGAAUUUCAGUGAAGCUUUUAUAUCCUGGAUCCACGUGAAGGCAUUAAGAGUCUAUGUUGAGUCUGUUUUAAGAUAUGGACUACCAGUGAACUUCCAGGCAAUGUUACUUAGACCCAAUGAGAAAAACAAGAAGAGACUGAGGGAAGUUUUGAAUGAUUUGUACAGACACUUGAUGGGUAGUAGUGUAGCAUUGGUAGCUGAUACUUCUUCUUCCAGUGUUUCAGACUAUGACAUGGAUAAAGAGGAUUAUUAUCCCUAUGUGUACUUCAAGAUAGAUUGUACUCUAUCCUAA